Messenger RNA from Miscanthus lutarioriparius, 498 nucleotides. Lineage: Eukaryota; Viridiplantae; Streptophyta; Magnoliopsida; Poales; Poaceae. The record is from the annotation of a GenBank genome assembly.
AUGUUAUUCAUGGACGAUUCGACGGCGGAGGAGACGCGAAACAGGAAACGAGCAAGGCUAACCCCAUCGGCCGGUGACGUCGUCGACCAGAUCAGCGGCCUCGAGCUGUUGGGCGAUGCGAGGGACGCGGUGCGCAUGAGCGCGCUCUCGCGGCGGUGGCUCGGACUCUGGAAGCGCGUGGCCACGCUCAGUUUCAUCUCUUGGUCCGUGUGGGAAGCCACCGACGUCGAAGAAUGCGCCGCCUUGAUGCAGUACGUCUCCUCCAUUAACGACGCCCUUGCCCUGUGUACCCAAUCCGGCUGCGCCAUUGAGAGGCUGGCGAUCUCGUAUACCAGACACUCACCUCACCCUGAUGACCCAUACCAAGAUGACAUGCCGCCGGCGUCGGUGAAUGCUUUCCGCAAUGGAGUGGGAGGCAUCAGGGAUCCUGACGGUGAGCGCUACCUGGAACGGCUGAUGCCGGCGUCCGUGGAUGCCAUACAAGGAUGGAUCUGGUAG